UCUCGACGGUGCCAGGCUUGCUGUAUAUUUUCCCGCCAUUUCCAGCUUUUCUUGAGAACUGAUUGAUUUCGGUGAGAUCCGAGGCCUUUUGGGAUCACUGCGGCCAAACAGAAUGGAUUGGUUUCACUGCAACCUGUGUUUCCAAAAAGAUGGGGCCCAUUUCUUUGUCACCAGCUGUGGCCAUAUUUUCUGUAAAAAGUGUUUGACUCUGGAUAAAUGUGCUGUUUGUGGAACUGCCUGCAAGUAUCUGGCUCUUUCUGAUAAUCUGAAACCUCAGGAGAAGAUGUACUUCAAAAGCCCUGUGGAGACAGCUUUGCAGUAUUUUAGUCACAUCUCUCAGGUGUGGAGUUUCCAGAAGAAGCAAACAGAUCUCCUCAUCGCCUUUUAUAAGCAUAGAAUUACCAAGUUAGAAGCAGCCACGCAGGAGGCACAGCAAACACUGACUAACCAGGACAAAGAGCUGUCAGUCUUAAGGAAAGAGAAUGGAGAACUGAAGAAAUUGCUAGCCAUCCUAAAGGAAUCUCCAAGUUGGUACCAAGGAAGCAGGUCAACCACACCUCGACCAGUGGGCAUUACUUCUCCAUCACAGUCAGUUACUCCACGACCCAGUUCUCAGCAUAGCAGCCAAGUGGUCAGUCGGUCCUCCUCAGUGGAAUCUAUCCUUUAUAGAGGGGCUGGCUUUAGUAACUUGGGACAGGGAGCCAGAGCGCUGCAGGGAAGGAGCACUCCAAGAGACUCUUUUACUGAAACCCCUUCACCAGCUUCCACUCACAGCCUAUCUUAUAGACCUUCAUCUGCCUCCUCCAGACAGGGGAUUUUUUCUUUCAGACCAUCCCUAAGUGGUGGGGAUUCAGGUCAAAUAGGAGUCCUCACCCCCAAUAAUUCAGGUCAGAGGGAGAGCAGAACCACACUAGAGGGUCUUCCUGGUUUCCAGCUACCAGCCCUACAGAAUCUCUACCAACAGAGGCAGAUGGGAUUAGCCAGGGGGAGAGAAGCAUGGAACACUCCCAGAUAGACCAUUUUCAAGAUCUGAUCUAUACAUACUGCUGAAGGACGGACGGUAGCAUCCCAUACUCAUUUAGGUGUGAUGGCCU
Molecule: messenger RNA, 1094 nt
Organism: Aethalodelphis obliquidens (Pacific white-sided dolphin)
Lineage: Eukaryota; Metazoa; Chordata; Mammalia; Artiodactyla; Delphinidae
Gene: RNF212B
Product: ring finger protein 212B
Exons: 15
Coding region: 113-1015 (300 amino acids)
Biological process (GO): reciprocal meiotic recombination; protein sumoylation; homologous chromosome pairing at meiosis
Cellular component (GO): synaptonemal complex
Molecular function (GO): SUMO transferase activity
Source: RefSeq, a predicted model, not a curated record